Molecule: messenger RNA, 1189 nt
Organism: Camelina sativa (false flax)
Lineage: Eukaryota; Viridiplantae; Streptophyta; Magnoliopsida; Brassicales; Brassicaceae
Source: RefSeq, a predicted model, not a curated record
UUUUAGUUCUUUUCGUUCUUGUUUCUCAGAUCUGUAUGUUCUUGAUUUGUUUCUAUAUAUGUGUUUGUUUGCGUUUUGAAUUACUGGAAAUUUACCAACUCUGUUUAUGUUUCUUGACUCUUUAUCUCUUCUCUUUAGUUUAUGAUUAUUCUCUAGAUUUGAAAACAUUUCUUGAUAUUUUGUCUCUAUCUUUGAUCAGUGACUAGAUAUUGAAACAGGAUUGUUUGUUUCUAAUAUGUUUUCUUCGAUCCAAAUUCAGCCAAUAAAGAUGAUUUAGGAGAAUUUGUCAAGAUUCUGUGAUCUACUUAUAAAUAAACCAAAGAGUACUGUAGAAACAUGAACAUAAUGAUGUAAUAAUUUUCUAUCUUUAGAUGAAGUUACUAAGUGGUAAUUUUACUUUCAGCAAAAUGGAGAAUCUACCUCCUGGUUACCGUCCCAAUGUUGGUGUUUGUCUAAUCAACUCGGAUAAUCUGAUAUUUGUAGCUUCGAGAUUGAAUGUUCCUGGAGCAUGGCAGAUGCCACAGGGAGGCAUUGAAGAUGGGGAGGAUCCAAUGUCAGCAGCCAUGAGAGAGUUACAAGAAGAAACUGGGGUUGUUUCAGCUGAAAUCGUCUCUGAGGUCCCAAAUUGGUUGACAUAUGAUUUCCCACCUGCAGUAAAAGCAAAGGUUAACCGACUCUGGGGUGGUGAAUGGCAUGGUCAAGCACAGAAAUGGUUUUUAGUGAGACUGAGAAACGAUGAGGACGAAAGAGAGAUCAAUCUAGCAAACAACGAAGCGGAUUCAGAGUUUGCGGAGUGGAAAUGGGCGAAACCGGAAGAAGUGGUAGAGCAAGCAGUGGAUUACAAAAGGCCAACCUACGAAGAAGUCAUCAAGACUUUUGGUUCCUUCUUGAACGAUACAGGAAGAGCUGCUAAAUGUAAAUCAGCCAAGUGGUAAUAUAUAAGAAACACAACAUCAAUGUUUGUCUUUUUAUAAUUUUUGUAACUGUUGUUUUAUCUUUCUUUGGAGGGUUCUUUUUAGUAGAACCCUCUAGGGGUUUCUCUAGGGGUUUCUUUUACUUUUCAUUUUUGUAAAUUGGUUGGUUAUUGGUACUAGAAGGUUUUGGUUUUUUCUUUUUUUAACAUGGGGUCAUUGUAAUAAAAUCUUUGUUUGGAUUCACAGAGAAAUGACUUGUGUAUGUGUUUAUAUAA